AAUUAUUAUUAUUACAACAGAUUGUCUAAUGGCCAAGCCUAUAUUUCUCAGUUAAGAUUUUGUUACAAUAUAUUUUAUUUUUAUAUACGACUAAGCACAUAAUUUAUUAUAGACAUGGUUGUCAAAGUGUAUAUUAGUGGUAUUUCAGGAAACAAAGAGGUAAAAAAGCGACAACAGCGUGUUUUGAUGAUAUUAGAUUCGAAAAAUAUCAAAUAUGAAUUAAUUGACAUAACGGAACCUGGGAGAGAGGAGGAUAAAGAUUUCAUGCAAAAUAAUUCAAAAUCUAAUGGAGGGACCGUGAGCGAUCCCAAUCCUCGCACUCCACUGCCACCACAGGUGUUCAACGAGGAAGAGUAUUGUGGGGAUUAUGAUCAGUUUGAUUUAGCUAAUGAAGUAGAUACAUUAGAACAAUUCUUGAAAGUAGAGGCGCCACCUGAAAAUUCUCCAUUUGAAAAAACGGCAAAUGCCCUAAAUGGAGAUGUUCAAACAAAUGAGGAAAAGCAAGAGGUACAAAAUAAUUCAGAAAAUACAGUUGAAUCUAUAGAAAAUGUUUCUGAAACAAAAGAAGAUCCCAAAGAAACCUCAGAUAAAGAGGCUUCAGUUGAAAAAGAAGUGCCACCUGUUAGUCAACAACCUGAAGAGAACGAUGAGACUACAGAAGAACAAAAUGAAAAACCAGUAGAAGAGACUGAAAUCGAAUCUAAACAAAUUUCAAAAGAAAACACACCAGUGCCAGAGCAGCCUGUUAAUGAGAAUGGUGCUGUCAGCUCCCGUGAACAGUCACAAGAAAAAGAACAAGUGAAUGAACAGAAAAUAGAGAACCCAUCAGAGGCCCUCAUCCAGAGUGAGCUAGCAGCGUCCACGGAAUAGUGGAAUGAAUACUUUAUGCUAUCAGCUCAAAUCAUCUAUUUAGCACUAAGCAAGCACUAUUCAUCGCCAUUGUGUUAUUUAUAUUGCAUUGAUCAUGUUUUGGCAUUAAGUCAUUGUAUAUAACGCAAAUAAUUAUUUGUUGACUUAAAAUAUUAUCUAUGUUAUGUAGACAUAGUUGUAUGAAGUGGCCUAAAAAAAUGUAAGAGAUUAAUUUCAUAAUUAUCUGUAUUUUAAGAGUUUAUUAACAAAUUUAUCACUUGUAAGGCAUGUAUUAUUCUAAAGUAUUAAUGUAUUGUUUUCAUUUUCAAAAUUUUAUUUAUUAUAUCUAAAUCAAAUUAAUAUAAUUUAUUUUUUGGAACACUCGUUUAUUGAGAAACUCAAUGAAUUCACAUGACAUUAUUAUUAAGAAAUGUUAGACUAUAUUUAGUCUUAGGUGCUGAUUUUAUAUUUCUUUUAUACUUUAUGAACGAGCGUUCCUUAAAAUGAAGCCUGCUUUUUGUCUUUGUUUUGAAUUAUCCAACAUUAUUUCAUCACAUUAAUGAUUUUUAAAGACAAUUUUACUAAUAUUUUAUUCAUGUCAAUUAUAUAAUUGCUACAUAAUAAUACCUUUUAUUUUAAAUACAUUAUAAAAAUGAUGUAAAUAUUAUCGUUCUGUUUAAUAUUUACUUUCCAAUGACACAAUGCUAAAUUGCGUCUUUGAUUUUGUUCAUCAGAAAUAUUUUCAUCACUUAAUGUCUUGUAAAAUGAAUAUUUAAAAAAAAAUCAGCUUUAAUGUUAAUUGCUGUUUUCUAGUAG
Nymphalis io (European peacock) is the source of this 1665-nucleotide messenger RNA. It is a transcript of the gene Sh3beta, whose product is annotated as SH3 domain-binding glutamic acid-rich protein homolog. Lineage: Eukaryota; Metazoa; Arthropoda; Insecta; Lepidoptera; Nymphalidae. Gene Ontology annotation, cellular component: cytoplasm. The transcript is spliced from 4 exons. The record is from RefSeq and is a predicted model, not a curated record. Bases 115 to 870 code for a protein of 251 amino acids.